Messenger RNA from Procambarus clarkii (red swamp crayfish), 5269 nucleotides. Its product is annotated as calcium-binding protein P. Lineage: Eukaryota; Metazoa; Arthropoda; Malacostraca; Decapoda; Cambaridae. The record is from RefSeq and is a predicted model, not a curated record.
CCUGGUGGCUCAUCAGUGUCUGGUGUGUUUGUGUAGCGUAGGUGGCUCGCGCCUCCUCACACGGAUAUAUCAUCCACGUCCACUCUACCUCAUGGAUUCUACUACCGUGUACCUCCAUACCACCGUGUAACCCGUCUUAGUGUAGUAUAACCGUUGCGGAAAAUGUCCAUCGCGAGUGCUGGAUAAUACCGCCUUGUAUUAAAAAUAUAACCACUCCCCUUUUGGCGGAGUAUACAGGCCAUGCGUGUGUCAUUAACCAAGGCUAAGAUCAUCCAGGCAUGAGUUCUCGAGGACUUGUAUGCUAAUAUAUCAAGAUUUGAGCGUGUAUGUGCGAGUGUGUGUCUGGGUGCUCGUGUAACUAAGAGCUGUCAGCAGCAGCAGCAGCAGCAGCAGCAGCAUGAGGCAGACAGUAGCCCUGUGUGUGGUGGCGGCGGUUAUAUCCACAGUGGUGACAUUCGACGUGGGUGUCAAGUCCACGAAGUGCAAUUUAGAUCCCAGCAAGGGAGAGCUAAAUGACCCUUGCAUGUCAUUAUAUGAUGGUGUAUGUGGAGGGAAGUACUGUACCUGUCCAGAGGGGAAACAUGAAGACAAGAAUCUGAAGAUCUGUGUGCCUGGCGAGGCCCCCAAGACUAAAACUGGUGGCUCACAGGCAGGAGGAGGUGGUGGUGACCUUUUUGACCUUCCCUUUGACUAUGAGCCCAACAAGCCUGCCCCUGCCCCUGGCCCUGUCCCAGCACCAGCCCCAGCCCCAGCACCUCAACCAAGACCACCUUCUCAACCCAGACCCCCACCUCAACCAGAGCAGCCUCAACCAGGCCGACCUCAACCAGGUCAACCUCAACCAGGUCAGCCUCAGCCAGGUCAAUACCCAAAUUACCCCGGUUACAAUCCUAACCAACCCGGAUAUAAUCCAAAUCAACCAGGUCACUACCCAAAUCAACCAGGUCAAUACCCAAAUCAACCAGGUUACAAUCCUAAUCAACCAGGUUAUAACCCAAAUCAUCCUGGCCAGUACCCAAAUCAACCAGGAUAUAACCCCAAUCAGCCCGGAUACAAUCCAAAUCAACCAGGUGUUCGUGGUCCAACUAGAGGUAGUGCUGGUGGCAAUGAUAUAGGCGAGAAGGCUGGGGGUAGUGUAGGUGGUAUUCUGGGCCUCCUCCUCAUCGGCGGCCUCCUUUACUUCUGCUGUUGCCGCGGAGGGAAGCACAAAGAAGUGAUGAACAGGUUCCAGGGGUUGCCAUUUAUGCGUGGAGGAGGUGCACAAGCACCAGGAGGUGCUGUACAGAUGCAGCAGAGUGCUUAUGUUCAACAAGAUCCCAACUUUGGUGCACAGCACACCUACAUCCCCCCAGGCACUGAGGUACAGCCAGGCCAGUAUCCACCUCAGCAGCCAUACCCAGCAGGUGGCAUAUAUCCAGCCGCUCCAUAUGCACCACAGCCCGGGUAUGCUCCAUACCCACCUGCAGAUGGCGGGCCUCCUACGCAGCCUUAUCCACCACAGCCUAACCCACCUUACCCACCUCAGGCUGCACCUUAUGUGGCCACUGCUCCUCCAGGUUACACAGCAGAUGGCCAGCAACCUCCGCCCUACACCCAGCAGUACCAGCCUAAUGCCCAACCACCUCAGUAGAUGCAGCCUUUAAAAAAUGUCAUGUACAGUAUGUAGGUUUUGUGAAUAAUGUUUUUUUGGUGUCAUUUGUCAUGGGAAAUACCGAGUAUAUUUUUUGUUUUUUGUUUUUGUUUUUAGGUACUAUAAUGGAAUUACUGUAUAAUACAUUACACUUUUCUAUUCAAUUUUCUCAGAAAGUCGAGAUUUAACAUUUUUGUUCAUUCAUUGUUACAUACAAAAGUCUAAUUUGCUCAUUUGGACUUAAUGUUGGAAAAAUACAACUAUAUGGUCGUAUUGGUGUAGACACUUGUCAUUUUAUACUUUUAAGUACUACUGUACUUACUGUAGAGUAGUUUGAAAGAUUUAUUUUGUGAAAGAUUAUAGUAAAAAUAUUAUCUCUUUGUGGGCAAAAUUUUCCAGUGAUAAAUCACUGUACUCAUACGAGUAUACUUCUAUAAAUAGGUAUGUGUUGCGUGUGAUAUAAUUUUUAACUCGUUGUAUUUCUAGAUAUUUUCCCCAUUUCUUAUUUUAAUGAUUAAAACAGUGCUUUGUAAGCACCCAACAAUUUUAAAAUUAAUAAAAUGUCAAGUUUAUAAAAAAACAAAUUCUGCACAGUGAUUACGUGAACAAAUAAAGUGUUCAUGCAUGUUUUGAAUGGAUACUUACUUUGCUACAGUAGCAUCUUAUUGCUAUUCAAACACUGAAUAGCAAUACUGAACUACUUACUUGGGGUACCAAUGUUUAUAAACAGAUAUUGAACAUAUGUAUGGCUACAGCAAUGAUACAUAAUAUUAUAAUGCUGUAAUACAUUUUAAUCCUUCUAGAGUUGGUUUACAGUAAUUGUAAACUGCUUUAAUUCAACAAUGCUCUCUUCAAUAAAUUAGUAUACUAAAUUUAAGAUGGUAAAUAAUCAGAGUUAACUCUUCAUCACAUUAAUAACAUUAUUAUGCAUGGUUUAUAAUGAAAAUACUCAUGAACUCAUGAUAUACACUUAGUUGCCUCCACUUGUAGCCAAUAUAUCCAACAGUUUACAAGUUGUAAAUGAUAGGCAUAGAAAUAUUUACUUAACAUUUACUGGUAUAGCUGUCAAGCCAAUGAUAUGUAUUCACUUGACAUAUCUAUACUAUAAGAGUGAGUCUGUCUGUCUGUCUGUCCAGUGUUGGAGGCCAGACACCUGCGGAUAGUUUCAUCCAAAUUUUCAGGGGAAGCAGCCUGGGGUAUGGGACAGACAUAGGCCAGUCGGGGUCACCAGAAUUCAAGAGGGAAUAGCAUGCCAGGGGUACUAUUCUGACCCAAACAACAAUUUUUGGCACUGCCCACUGGCUACACCUAUCAAAAUAUUUUGAAAACUAAAAUUUCAAAAGAAACUUUUUCUUAUAGAAAUAUACACCAAUAUUCACUGAUCGUGGGGAAGUUAACAUAAAUAUCCACCUAUCCUUACUUUAGCUGUAAAAGCAUAAAAUAAGACUAUGGUUCCACAGCUUCAGAGGCUUUUUUUUUUUUUACCAACUACUUUCCCAAAGCAAAUAGAUAAUUAUCCUAUUUUGGAAUAGUUCACACUGCUACGCUCCUCCCACUCAUGACCACCCUCAUGGUAGACAAUUAUAUUUUAUGAGAUAGAGAGAGAGAGAGAGAGAGAGAGAGAGAGAGAUGGGGGGAUAGAGAGAGGGGCAGGCAGACAGACAAGACGACUCGAACAAUGGUGGGUAACCUCUCCUAGUAUGGGUGUAUAGUAGCCAAGGUAUAGAUAUGUAUAUCUACCUGACAUAAAAGCAUGCUUCAUGCAUUGGCUUAAUUUUUCUCGGUUGAUAUUACAGUGUACAUAAUUAUGUUGUAUGAUACAAGUAUCAAAGUAACAUAAGCAAAUGAUAAAGCUUUAGAAUGCAUUGUAUAAAGAUGUGCAGGUGUGGAUAUUGUGCAGCUGGUCUUUGGUUGCCCAAUCCUGCUUGAUUGAAGUCCUGCUUCUUCAAUCUGUUUGUACAAUUGUUGUUUAUUCUUCUAUAUUUUAGUUCACUGGUUUCCUUUGGAGUAAUCCAGUGCCAAAACAUUUCCAGAUACUUCACAUGUUUUAAACAAGUGACAGAGAUGGUCACUCUAAAUGUCAGCAUGAGGUUAAUAGUUUACACUAAAUUUCACAUACAAAAAUACACACAGUAAUGCAUUACAGCUUCACCAGAUACUUUAAAUAAAACACCACAGAAUAUUAAUUACAAAAAAUAAUACUUAAUAUGGGUACUCACUAAACGUCCAGAUGUUUCUCCACAUGUGAUCUUGGAAUGAUGUUUAGUCGAGUAUAGUGGUGUUAACCGAUGAAAAAGGUGUACGUUGAGGGAUAAGCCGAGAUGUUUAGUUUGAGAUCCAAAUUAUCUGCUAGACCGUUGGGUUUGAUGAAUGAAGUUGUGCUGGAUGGCAAGAAUGUACCAAUCAUAUUGCCCCAGACUAGUUCACCUUCAUGAGCUGGUGUUAAGCUGGUAUCAAGACAUAACACCACAUUGGCAAGCCAUUACUAUUAAUAUGGUCCUUCACCUUGUGUACAAAGUGUCCCAUGAACUAAAUAUAGCUUUAAAUGGACAUGCACUAGACUGAGCCUUAUAAAUCCAAGGGAAACACCUGAUCUUCCUGAAAUGCUCUUGGAUUUAGACUUUUCUCAAUCACAAGCAAUUUUAAUUAGUAUCAGCUGUAUUCGCACAGCAAAGCAGAGCGCCUCUGUCUAAACUCAGCCACACCACAUUUAUCCUCAUGUAUAACAGUCCAACAUGCACCAGUUCAAGCUUGUUCAUGAACAUUAUAAAUAUGCUUGAUUUGAUUUCCUCAAAUUCAGAGACAUACUCCUCUGUGCCUUUUGCAUCAGCAGAAUCCUUUUCACUUUAUAAUAUCACAUGCUUAAUACCAUGACAAACCAUAAAGUCUUUUAACCAUCAAUCAUUAACCUUAACUCAAUUCUUGCCACAACCUUCUCCUAAAUUUGAAUAAAAACAACAUUUUGAUUUGGUUGGUGUUACCACAGUUGUUUCUGAAUGUCAUUAUGCACAUGUAUGGAGAAUAACAGAUUUCUGUAUGUUGUGUACUAUUCAUUUAGACUUGUGUUAUGAAUUACCUCCUUGAUUUAAGCAGUAGUUUAUAAUGUAUUAAAAAAUUACUCAACUAUAAGUUCUAUGUACCAAAGCAUAGAGAAAUUUUGCCAAAUACUGAAGUCUUCUCAUACUUAAGUAUUUAUCUUCAUGUUUACACAUUCUCUGACCAUAAGAUAAUGGUAGAACCCUUACCUGAUGGAAGUCCUGAAUAUGCCACAGCUUUGAAUAUAUCAAUUUCCAGUUGCACAUCCUUACCCAUCUUAUUACAAAGGCAAUUCUGUUAAAGAAAUAAUAAUUUAAUAUUUUUAUAAAUUAAAACUAGUGUGAAAGUGAAUAUAGUUUAAGGAAUCACCGAUUUCACAAUAUUUGUUGCUAUUCCUGAAUUCAAUAUGCUUUUCUUUCUUAGCAAGGUUUGGUACUCCAGCAGAUACUAGGCAUUAUUUUUUAGACAUAACAUGCAGUGUUGUGACGGUAGAAACGUAACAUUUAAAUGACAUUAUGGAUAUCAUUUCUUGUGUGAUUGCAGUUAAACUAAUUUCUUAAAUCUGUAUCCCGUCCAUUUAAUUUAAUAAAGGAAUUUUUGCCU